AUGCAAAGUAUUAGCAGUCAAGCUGCAGGUUUCCCUGAUGGCGAUCAGUUUUAUCUUCGUCAACAGGCUCAACAAGCACAUUCAGCUCAACAGCAAGCUGCAGGCUUACCACAAAUGUUUUCACCACAAGUUAACCAGGCUAGGUUAAUUAACCAGCAACAGCAACAGCAAUUGCUUCAUGGGAUUGAUAACGGUCAGGACCUUCAAGCAACAUAUUUGCUAAAGCAGAAAAUGGAAGCUGUAAAUGCGGCUUUUGGUCAUCAACAGCAGACGAUCCAGCCUCAGCAGACACAGCAACAGCUUCUAGCAAAUGGUUUGUUGACAGGCCCACCCGGAGUUUCUAUGGUACAACCAGGUGUUGGAGGCAUGGCCCCUCCUCCUGGCACUUUACCCCCCCAGCUCCCGCUAAACGCUAGCGUUCAUGCGACGAGUCUUGGUUUGCCAACUGCACCAAUAAUCCACCAUUCUAACCAGUUACUUGUACGUGAGGUAUGGGCGAACAACCUCACUGCCGAAUUUGCCUCUAUUAGAAGGCUGGUAGAUCAGUACGACCAUAUUGCACUUACUACAGAGUUUGUUGGUACUAUUGUUAGACCAAUCGGUAACUUUAGAUCUAAAAAUGACUACCACUACCAAACAAUGCGUACGAAUAUUGACUUGCUAAAUCCAGUACAGAUCGGCAUAUCGCUAAGCGAUGCACAGGGCAACAAACCCGAUAACACACCUUCUACCUGGCAGUUCAACUUCCACUUCGAUCUCACGAAAGAAAUGGUCUCCCCAGAGUCUCUAGAUCUCUUGAAGAAGUCUGGAGUAUUGUUUGAAAAACACCAGAAUAACGGUGUGGAGCCCUACGAGUUUGCACAGCUACUGAUAGACUCGGGCUUGGUUUUGUCUGAGUCAGUCACGUGGCUCAGUUUCCAUGCCGCCUAUGACUUUGGCUUCCUCAUUAACAUCCUUACAAACCUCCCAAUGCCAAACAACAAAGAAGACUACGAGUUCUGGGUCCAGAAGUUCAUGCCCAAUUUCUACGACCUAAAUGUCAUUAACAAGUCCGUACAAGAAUUAAAACAACAACGAACCAAGCAACUCCAACAGAGCCAACAAUACAGCGUUGAAUCGCUAGCUGACGAAGUGGGCAUACCACGUUUUCCUAUAUUCAAUACAACCGGUGGCCAGAGCUUACUAGCUCUUCUCACAUUCACCAGGUUGUCAAAAUUUCCUUUUAAGUUACCGAAUGGUUCAACCGAUCUCGCUCAGUUCAACAACUCCAUCUACGGCAUUAACAAAAACUGA
Molecule: messenger RNA, 1293 nt
Organism: Eremothecium sinecaudum
Lineage: Eukaryota; Fungi; Ascomycota; Saccharomycetes; Saccharomycetales; Saccharomycetaceae
Gene: POP2
Product: CCR4-NOT core DEDD family RNase subunit POP2
Exons: 1
Coding region: 1-1293 (430 amino acids)
Cellular component (GO): P-body; CCR4-NOT core complex; CCR4-NOT complex
Molecular function (GO): poly(A)-specific ribonuclease activity; nucleic acid binding
Source: RefSeq, a predicted model, not a curated record